Punica granatum (pomegranate) is the source of this 2011-nucleotide messenger RNA. The record is from RefSeq and is a predicted model, not a curated record. Lineage: Eukaryota; Viridiplantae; Streptophyta; Magnoliopsida; Myrtales; Lythraceae.
AACACUCCGCCUCGCAGGGCCUUGAUACUCGCCCGUGUCGACCGAGAGACACACGAGAUUGUGGUGGACCUUACAAGUAAAAGGGUGGUUUCCAACUGGAUUCUCAGCGGCCACGGCUACCCUCCAAUCACCUUUGGAAAGCAGAUUGCAACCAACGCUCUGCCGCUCAAGUAUGAUCCCUUCAAAGCGGUAAAGAAGCAGGGUCUCAAAAUCGAAGAGGUCGUCUGUGGAUGCUUCACGGUGGGUUGGUACGGACAGAGCGUCAAUGACGGCCGGAUAGUUAAAGUGAUGUGCUAUUACUUGGACGGUACGGUGAACCCAUACAUGCGGCCAAUGGAGGGAAUUACGGUGACAGUUGAUCUCGAUAAGAUGGAGAUCGUGGGGUUCAUGGAUAGGAUCGCGGUGCCUAUGCCCAAGGCCAAUGGGACCGACUACCGCGGAUCCCAGCAGACGCCCCCGUUAGGCCCCGGCUUGAAGGGCAUCACUGCAGUGCAACCUGAUGGCCCGAGUUUCAACCUAGACGGGCAUUUCGUGAGGUGGGCCAACUGGGAAUUUCAUCUCGGUUUUGACGUACGAGCAGGGCCAAUUACAUCCCUUGCGUCAAUUCUCGACCUCGAGCAGGAAACCUUUCGUCGAGUUCUCUACAGGGGCUACAUGUCAGAGCUCUUCGUGCCGUACAUGGACCUCACUGAGGAAUGGUACUAUUAGACAUUCUUUGAUGGAGGUGAGUAUGGGUUUGGUAUGUGUGCUGUAUCGCUUCAGCCUUUACUGGACUGCCCUGAGAAUGCAGCCUUCAUGGAUGCAUACUAUGCUAGUCAUGAUGGUAGCCCCGUAAAAAUGCCGAACGUGUUCUGCAUCUUCGAGAGAUAUGCUGGGGAUGUCAUGUGGCGACACACAGAGACUGCGAUCCCAGGGAAAGUAAUAACAGAGGUUAGGCCCGAGAUUAGUCUAGUGGUGAGGAUGGUAUCAACUGUCGGGAAUUACGAUUAUAUAAUCGAUUGGGAAUUUACGCAAAGCGGAUCUAUCAGAUUCAAGGUUGGCUUAACUGGUCUGCUAGAGGUAAGAGGAUCCAAGUACACACACACGGACCAGAUAUCAGAUGAAGAAUACGGGAUUCUGUUGGCAGAGAACACGAUAGGUUCACGGCACGAUCACUUCCUCACUUACCACCUUGAUCUCGAUAUCGAUGGGGAAGCCAAUUCUUUCGUGAAGUCGACCCUGCAGAUGUCAAAAGCGGACGGUCAUCCUAGGAGUAGUCACUGGAAGGUUGUAAGUGAGAUGGCUAAAACAGAAUCCGACGCAAAGAUCAGGCUCGGAAUAGACCAGGCAGAGUUUCUGUUCGUGAACCCAAACAAAAGAACUAGGAUGGGCAAUCUCGUUGGUUAUCGACUGAUCCCAGGAUCAGUGGUAGGCCCGCUUCUAUCAGAUGAUGAUUAUGCUCAGAUUCGUGGGGCAUUCACCAAGUACAACGUGUGGGUCACCCCAUACAAUAAGUACGAGAAAUGGGCAGUUGGGCCGCUCGCGGAUCAGAGCCGUGGGGAUGACACAUUAGCAACAUGGAGCCAGAGGAACAGGCGAAUAGAGAGUGAGGAUAUCGUGCUGUGGUAUACAUUGGGGCUCCAUCACGCUCCGUACCAAGAAGACUUUCCGUUGAUGCCCACCCUUAGUGCAGGAUUUGAACUCCGUCCAGGUAAUUUUUUCGAGAGCAAUCCGGUGCUAAAAGUCCCAGCACCUACAGUGGAUGCAAGAUGUAAUUGUUCGGGGUUCCCACUGUAAAACCACAACGAUUUAUCCUCUCGAGCAACACAUAAUCUUCAUCUCGUCUUAAGAUUCUUUUCGGUGUUAGAAUAAGCAAUAAUUAUUGACUGAAUGGAUACCAAUUUCAUCUUCAUCCUACUUCUGCUGCAAUAGAGAAAGAUAAAGUUGCUCUAGACAAUUUAAGCGGAGAAUUUCGAGACAACUUCUUCCUGCAGUUCACUUUGGUUUUUAAGCCCAAUGGCGAUGUUAGAAC